Messenger RNA from Entrophospora sp. SA101, 441 nucleotides. The record is from the annotation of a GenBank genome assembly. Lineage: Eukaryota; Fungi; Glomeromycota; Glomeromycetes; Entrophosporales; Entrophosporaceae.
AUGUCGGUAUUAGAAUCUAUGGUAGAAGCGAUUGAUGAACAGAAUGUAGCAAUAAAAAAUUUUGAGUCAGAAUAUGAGGAUUUUAAAAAUGAAUUAAAAACUCUUCAAGAUUAUAAAAAUAAGUUAAUAAAUAAAAAACUCGGAUUAAAACAGGAUAUAAUUCAAGCUAAUAAACUUAUUGAAGAUGCAAAAAAUUAUUAUACUGAGGAUGAUUUGAAUCGUUUUUCUAAGAUAUAUGAUUCUCUUUUACAUACUCAUCAAUGGCAACCUGUUGAAUUAAAGAAAGAUCUUGUUAUUAUGAAUUGCAAGAAUUUGGAAGUGAAAUUAAACUUUGACAUAAAUGAGAACAAAAUAUUAUCUCUGGAAUUAUCAAAUUUAAUUAGUAAUGAUAUGAACAAUGAAGAGAAGAAAUAUUGUGUCAAGGAUCUUGCAAGAAAUUAA